This is a messenger RNA of Symbiodinium sp. CCMP2456, 2736 nucleotides long. The record is from the annotation of a GenBank genome assembly. Lineage: Eukaryota; Dinophyceae; Suessiales; Symbiodiniaceae.
AUGGCUCCCAAGAAGGCGGGAGUGAAGAAAGCUGCUACCAAAAAGGCAAAGGCAGCCGAGGGCAUCGUGGAUCCGACUCCGGCUACUACGCCCGAGCCCCCACGCCCAGAGGACGCGAAGGCGGCACUCUGUGUGGUUCAGCAGGCUGUGGACUUCCUGCGGCAUAAGAAGCUUUGGCAGAGCCUGAAGCCGCAGAGGAUCAGCCAGGUUGGCACCUUUUCGGGCACCAUCGCGGACAUCAGCUUCGAUGACCUGGAGCUCGCGUCCGAGGUGCAGCUGCGCGAGUCUGCCAAGUACUGGUGGAAUCCCGACCGAGAGCAGCCGAAAGCUCUCUUCGUCAGCGUGGUGUGCCACUCUGAGACCCAGCGUGGCCAGCUCGUCUUGACCGAGGACCACUCCAAGAUAGCAGGGCUCGUGCUGCUUUGGUCCGAGGCAGAGAGGGCAUCGGAUGGACCGAGAAUCGAGGCUCUCAGAAAGGUAUGCACGAACAUCGUCUUUGGCGUAUCCCGAGUCCAGGCUUCUGAUGUCACGAGCCACAAAGCAGUGCUGAACACGAUCCAGAAUGGCGAGGAUGCGUACAAGACUGCGUCCGAGGCAGCGAACUCUCUGCCGUUUAUCUUGGGUGCGAGGCUGACAAGGCUCCAGAUGGCACUCUUCAAGGAGAACCCGGAGCAAGCCAAGCAGAAGGACGUCUUCAACGCACUUCAGACAAUUGAGUGGGCGUCCGAGGAAGCCAAGGUAGAGAAUGAAGACAAAGUCGAGAAGCUUCUUACGCUGCACAAGAAGAGCGUCGCGGCCGGGCUUCACGUCGCUCUCCAGAGCACUCAGAUCGUCGGGGGCGUCAAAACGGCCACGGCACUGAAGACGACCGAGGAGUUCAGAUUCGUGAUGUGCUUCUACGUGAAGGAGCUCCGCCCAAGUGCUCUGCCCGAGAAUGCCACCGCGUCGAGAAUCGGGUUCCACUCGGGGUACUCCGACCUGCGCAAGUUGACACGAGACCAGAUCUUGGGGGCCACUUCGGCGUUACACCUGAGGUUUGUCACCGUGGAGAAGAUGUGCGACCUCAAGAAUGCGUCCGAGCGGGAGGACGUCCGAGAAUUCUUGGGGUUGCUGAGGCAGGCCUUGGACCCGUUCAAGUGGGCGACUGCAGACUGGGCGAGCUUCGCGGCCUUUGCGUCCGAGCCCUUCGUGACGGUGGCAAGCUUCGUUAUGAAGGUCAUGGCUGGGGAUAUGGACGAGAUCUUCCAGGAAGCAGCGGCGAGCACUGAGAAGGAGAACUACGCACGCCUCGUGGCUGUCAUCCGAGAGAUCACCGACAAGUGGUCCAUGGCCAUGAAUCCUGCACCUGGGCCGCCUGCGCCCGAGUCCCCGCAGACGGUGUCAAAGGCAAGGAGCUUCCAGAUGGAGGAUGCAGCACCCGAGCAGUCUCCCAGCAAGAUGACCCCAGAACAACUCCGUGAACGACAACUUGCUGCGGCGGUGGAGGAGGAGUGCGCGUUCUACGUGCACUACAUCGUGGGUGACUUGCGGUGCGGCAGUGCGACCACCUUGGUCCGAGCCCUGUCCGAUCAUCGACUGCUGAGCGGAGACAAUGUGAAAGGCGUGACGCUCUGGUACUUCGAUCCCUCCCUGAUCUGCGAAAACCACCCCUAUGCACGAGUCACGUCGAACAUCUUCACGAGGACACCCGUCUUCGACCGACAGAGCUGUGGAGUGUUCGCGGAUGCUUUCGACCGAGUGGGGCGCGAGGAGGACAUCUACUUCACCCUGGAUGGCGGCGUUCAAAAGGGUGCGUCCGAGAUACGCAAGAGUAUUGGGAAGCUGGAGAAUCAGGUUCCGCUCCAGCAGAUAUUGCUCGUGCCCGAGCAGGCGUGUCCCCGCAGGGACUAUUUGCGGAGUGCGCAGGGCACUGAGACUGUGUGCUGCGAGGAGAAGAAGUCCGAGGCCAACGCGAAGCGUCGAAAAACCUCGGCAGCUGGUGACCUCUCCGCUGUGGUAGGGCGGGAGACCAUGUACUUUGGGCGGAAAAGUGGGCCAGUGGAAGCCCGAGAUCACACCGCGUGGGUUGUGUUGAGCGCAGUUCCUCUGCCGAAUCCGUCCGAGCUGCAGCAUGGGACCUGGGCCGAGAAGAAGGCGGCCAUCCCUGAAAAGCUCGGCAAGAGUGUGUUCGGCGACGGGCCACUUGAGGUCUUGACGUCCGAGUCUGACCCGGGGGAGAAGAUGCCGUUGUUCUUCUUCGAGAAGGCCGAGGCGUUUUACACAAUGGUGCUCCACGAAACUUUCAAUCCAGAUCGUGUGGUGCUGAUGACCCCGGGCGAGGGCACCUUUGUGGUCGAGGCAGUCCGGCAGAGGACGUCCGUCAUCUGCAUCGUGGCGAACGAAAAGCAGAAGGACAUACUCCUGGCCAACGUCAAGAAGCGCCUCCAUGCCCGAGUCUCGAAUGCCAACGACCGUCGCUUCUAUCGCCCACCGAGCCUGACCCCUACUACAAGCAGCGUGGCACCGAGUCCGAGCCCGGCCCCAGCGACAGCAUCAGUGGCCCCAUCACCGUCGCCGAGUGCGACAGCAUCAGUGGCCCCAUCACCGUCGCCGAGUCUCCCCGCCCCGCCACGGGCCCCUGAGGAGACUGCUACGACCGAAGCUCAGAAGACGACCGAAGCUCAGAAGACUAAGACGACGGUGGAGUCGGAUGAUGAAGACGGGUCAUCGUCUGGCUCGUCGUCGAAGGGGUCCUGA